Patella vulgata (common limpet) is the source of this 6122-nucleotide messenger RNA. RefSeq names its product protein pellino. The record is from RefSeq and is a predicted model, not a curated record. Bases 181 to 1521 code for a protein of 446 amino acids. Gene Ontology annotation, molecular function: protein binding; ubiquitin protein ligase activity. The transcript has 10 exons. Gene Ontology annotation, biological process: protein polyubiquitination; regulation of Toll signaling pathway. NCBI's taxonomy places the organism in Eukaryota, Metazoa, Mollusca, Gastropoda, Patellidae.
GCGCCCUCUCUGAUAAACUACAGCAGCAGACUUCCGUUUCCGGUGUUGGAUGAAACCCAAAUGUUUUCAUUUUGUUGUUCUAAAUAAUAUUGCGAGUAUGUCCAUGAAUGGUAUGGGGUUGGAUUUAUGGAAGGCAUGAAGAAGCCUUAAGGUAUAUGUUAAGAGGAGAAAACGAAAGGCAUGCCAGAUACGAAGAAAAAGCCUCCUGACGAGAACUCGAUGUUUGGCGAUAAGUUACCAACUACCUGUACUUCCAGUGACAGUAAGCCAUUAAAUAAACCAGUUCACAGUGUUGAUGAUGACAGUCAACCUAUUAAAUAUGGUGAACUGAUAGUUCUAGGAUAUAAUGGACACCUUCCUAAUGGAGAUAAAGGAAGAAGAAAGAGUAAAUAUAUUUUAUAUAAACGACCAAAAUCAAAUGGUGUCAAACCUUUUAAACGACAUCUUGUAACAUGUCCACAGUCUUCCAAGGCAGUUCAAGAUUCUGCAUUACAUUCAGUGUCAUAUACAUUAACUAGAAAUAAAGCUAUAAUAGUAGAAUAUCAGUCUGAUGAUGAUACUGAUAUGUUUCAGAUUGGACGGUCAUCAGAGAAUCCUAUAGAUUAUGUUGUCAUGGAUACUAUACCCGGUCAUAUACGAUGUAGUAGUGAGAAUAAUAUAACCCAGAGUACAAUAUCGCGGUUUGCAUGUCGUAUUAUCGUAGAUCGUAAUCCACCAUACACAGCCAGAAUUAUAGCAGCAGGUUUUGAUGCUGGCAAAAAUAUAUUUUUAGGGGAGAAAGCUGUAAAGUGGUAUUCAGGUGAUGAAAUUGAUGGUUUAACUACUAAUGGUGUAUUUAUAAUGAAACCUCAGGGGGGUUUUGCUGCAUCAGCUCAACCUGGUGUAUGGAGGGAGGUGUCUGUAGGGGGUGGAGUAUUUCCUUUAAGGGAAUCUCGACCGUCUCCUUUAAAAAGCUGUCAGGUAAUAACUGACGAAGAUAAUAUAUUAAGUGAUGGUACAUUAAUAGAUUUAUGUGGUGCUACUAUGUUAUGGCGCUCAGCACUUGGUCUUAUUUCAGCACCUAGUGAACAUGAAUUUGAAGAUUUAGUGGGAGAAAUCAAUGCAGGACGUCCACAGUGUCCUGUAGGUUUGAACACUCUAGUCCUUCCAACACGUGGUUCAUUAAACUUACAUGAUAAACAACCGUAUGUAUAUUUAAACUGUGGUCAUGUACAUGGUAAACAUCAAUGGGGUGUAUUAGAUUCAGAAAGUACUAGAACAUGUCCACUAUGUUUAACAGUGGGUCCAUUUGUUAAGUUACAAAUGGGAUGUGAAUUAAGUCUUUAUAUGGAUUCCGAGCAUCCAACAUUUUGUUUUAAUCCAUGUGGUCAUGUAGCAUCUGAAAAAACAGUCAAAUACUGGGCGUAUGUGGCAGUUCCUCAUGGUUGUCAUGGCUUCAGAGCCAUCUGCCCAUUUUGUGCUUCUCCAUUAAUAGGAAAUCCAGGCUAUGUUAAACUUAUUUUCCAAGAUCAUGCUGACUGAAACCAGAUGAAUGUCAUAAAAACUCAUCAAUCAUAGUGAAGUGCCCAGACAUUAUGGUACUAAACAUGUCAUAGUCUUAAAAUCACCUAGUUUGUAAGUGUCGAGUGGAUGUUAAACCCCAAUUCUCUAUCUCUCACUACUGAUGUUGUGGUUUAUAGUGUGGUACCUAGGUUUAAUUAUGGUUCAAUCCAUUAAUUGAUACUAUACUAUACAUGUUAUUGAUGAAACUGAGAUUAUUUUUUAAAUAUAAUUUAGCAUAGAUCUCUGCUGAUGGUAAUGAACUGCAAUACCAAAAAUAAUAUGGCUACUUAUCUGUUAAAUUCCUGAUUGAACAGAUUACGGUUCCAUUAUGUAUUUAGUUUCAGAGUUUUAAAUUUAAUGGAAAUUGUAAUUGUGUCUUGUCGAAUUAGUCUUUUUAGCGAUUUGUUUUUUCAAACUUUAAUUUCCACUUUUCAUUAACUAGUUUUAUAUUAUUAUUAUUUUUUUACUUUAUAUAUAAUAAUUUAUGUAGUCAUUUCAUCUGGUUUGGGUAUUUAGGUUCAAUACAUUGUAAAUUUUCCCUUGAUAAUAUCCUGCUUCCUGCAGCUUAAAGAUGCGUAAUGUAAGAUUUAGAUAAAGAGUUGUCUGUUCUUGCUAUAGUAGUUCAAAAAUAGAUAAUAGAAAAUGAAUAUAUUAAAAAUUUCAUUCAAAUUACUUUAUUCUGAUCAAAGUUAUGACUGUUUGAAGAUGUAGCGUAGUUCAUUAAUUAUCGUAGCAAAGGUACUUGUUAAAUGAGACUUGACCUCGAUUAUCCAUUUUAUCGUUACAUAUUUAAAUCUUGUGUGUGUUCAGAUUCAUUUAAAUCUCGGCCAUCUGAUGGUUUAGAGAGUUGAUUACAGGCUUGUCAUGUGAAUAAAUCUCUAAAUAAUAAUAUAUAUAACCUUUGAAGCCAAAAGACUUACAAUAGGCUGAUUUAAAUGUAUCUCUUACCUAAUGCAUCUUUAUGUGAUAAAAACUUAACUCUCCUAACAUCUCUACUGUAACCAGUAUUUAUAACGAACAGACUUUAGCAACCAUGUACAACUAUCUAAAUAAAACUUCAAGGAACCUUUAUCCUAGUCAUCUGCGACUAUCUAAAUGACAAUCACACUAUGAACUUACGGACUGUGAAAUCAAGAACGUCCCUGUUGAUAAUAUCAGUUACCAUAACUAGUCAGUACUCUUACUAUAGUGAUUUUAAGUUCAUAUCAGUAUUAAGGAUAGGGUCCCAUCUGAACGACUAGACAGCUGUCCUGCAUCACUGACAAGGAGGAACCACGCCAGAAAAUCUGGAUGAACUUUCUCGGUCAAUGCAGGAAUCGAACACCCGGGCCUCCAUGCUAGCGAGCCAGCAUCUUACCCAUUACUUAAAACAAAAAAUUGCAGUGAGUAAGAUAAUUAUUGAAGGAAAUUUUGACAUUGUAUUGUGUAUAGAUAUAGCAGUAUAGUAUAGUAAUGCAUGAACUGAUGUAUAUUAUACAUAUAUAAGUGUUUUUGUAAACAGAGUAAUUGGAACUAAUUGUGUAUAUUUGUGAAUUAUAUGUAUAUUUAUUUGUGGUUAUGAAAGAUUUCCCCCUUUGUAUUCCAAUUAUUCUCUUCAUCCAAUAUAAAUCUCAAUAUUGUGAAUUUAUUAACAACCAUCAAGUCAUAUGUUAUUUAAACAAUGUAUAUGUAGACUGUAGAGUGCUUUUCGAAAACGUGAUCUUCUGAAACAUACCGGUACUAAAGUCAAAAAUUGAUUAAAAUAUGUACCAUUAAUUUUGAAAGAAUUUUUCAAUAUAAGAAAGGUUUUGAAAAAUGGAUUUACAUUUGAGAUUUAUUUAGAGAAUCUAAGGUAUAUAAAACGGGUUUUGAAAAAAAAAGAGUGUUUCAUUUGAGGGGUGGUGGGGGUGAUUAGAGAUAUAAAAAUGGUUUGAAAAAGGGGAUAUUUUAUUAGAGUUAUUAAGGAAUAUGUAAUGGAUUUGAAAAAAGGGAAUGUUUCAUUUGAGAUUUUAUUUAGAGAUAGUUUAGGUUAAUAUUAAAACAGUUUUGAGAAAGGCAUGUUCUGUGUGACAUAUAUCACAUUUUGAAAAGAGCUCAUUGUUCAUAUGAAUGUAAUUGACUUUGUUCAUGAUUACCAUAAUCACAUGUUUUAUGUAAAAUGUAUUUAACAAUAUAUGUAUAUCAUUCUAAAGCUUUUAUAUUAAUUAUAUUGACUGUAUAAACAACAUCAGCUUUGAUCUAUCUAACCAUAUAGAAAUAUUCAUUCAUUUAUUAUUUAGGCCUUAAUAGCCUUUUAUUUAAAUUAUUUUAAAGCAAGCAGUGUUGCUGAACUUGUGCCUAGCUCACAGCACUUCUGCUUUGUAGUCUAAGCCACUUAGUUCUACUCAGCUUUAUUAAUCGAUUUUUAUGGAAACGAAUCAGUGAGCUUGAUCAUACUUUUGUAGUAUAAUAAUGCACUUAUAAGGCGCCUGAAAUCCAAAAAAAAUGUUACUCUCAGUGGUACAAUUACAGUGUAUGGAACUACACAAAUUUACUUCCACCUAUAACAUACGUGUAUAGUAACUAGUCUAAAGAUUAUAACUGUUCAGAUAUUAAUUGUGUGUGUAAUUAUUAUGUUCUAGGUGUUUUAGUCUAUGCAAUUUAUGAGAAAAACAUCUUGAAACGAAGGAAUUCAAUUUGGUCAUUAAGCUUGUUGGCUAGAAUUGAAUUGUUGAGAUUACACAUAAAUUUUACCGGGUUAUUAUUUUUUUGCCAUGGAUAUUUAAAAAACAAAAUACACACAUGAUAAAAUUUACAGUAGCAAAAUUGAUAUUAGAAAAAUAUAUGUUUAAUUUCAAAAAGAUAUAUUUUAUGAUUCUGCUUUAUCUUGCCAGUGUAUCGCUACAGUAUUUCUACAACUUUCAAUUUCUAUGGGUAUCUCAACCUGGUCUCUAUGGGUGUCUUACCCUGGUUUCUAUGGGUGUCUUACCCUGGUUUCUAUGGGUGUUUACCCUGGUUUCUAUGGUAGUUUUACCCGGGUUUCUAUGGGUGUUUUACCCGGGUUUCUCUGUGGGUAUCUUACCAGUUAGAUCUAUUUUUUGAUAAGGCCAACUUCGGUCAAAGGUCACAAAAUGUAAACAGGGCUAGUGCUAAUCCCAACCCUAACCCAGGACCUAGCCCUAAUACUUACCCUAACCUACAAUCUCACCAACAAUCACAUGCCCUAACCUUAUUUACUCUUAAAAAAUAGUUCUAGCUGUAUCUUAUCCUGAUUUCUAUGGGUAUCUUACCUCAGUUUCUAUGGGUGUCUUACCCUGGUUUCAACAACCACAUGCUAUCUUACCACAGUUUUAAAAACCACAUUAAGCUGAAACAGAAUUUCUGUCCUUCUGUGUGUAUAGAAGAAUACCUAUACAUUGACUUACGAACCACAAAACCAACUGACAUGUAUAUUCAAGUCUAAAAAUGGCACAGGACAUUUAAUACUAGGGCAUUUUAUCAUUAAAGAUAUUACAUUACCAAGCAAUGGCAUUUCAAAACAAUAUAUUGUCAAUAUUAUGAUAAUGUCUCAUAUAUAUCUUUUGAUGCAGAUAGUAAUCUCAUGUUGUAAUAAGGCGCUUCAUAUAGAAUUACACCGGCACCUAAGUAUAAGGAGUUAUCAUUAAAGCAAAAACCUAAUAUAUAUUCCUAGGUAUAUAUAUUUUUCAUGCAAGAGAUAACACAUUUGAUAUAUUUCAUGACAUAUCCAAUUUAUAUAACAAUGCAUUUUAUGUUGAAGAGUGUUUAAUUAAUUGUAGUUUUAUGUAUUACAUGUAGUUGGUGUAUGAAUAUUUUUUUGCCUAGUCCGAUGCGAUUGUCAUGUACAUUUUUUCAUAUUUUUUUUUGAAAUAUUUUUAAUCAUGUAUUUUCUAGAAUUAUUUGUAAUAUUUUCAUUUCAUCUGAUCGACGUGAUUAUUGUAUUAAUGUUGGAACAUGUUCACUUCAUUUUCAUUUCUAGUCUCAUUAUGAAAACAUUGUAGAUAAUGCAUUGUAAAGCUAUGUAUAAAUGCUUAAGUAGGAAUAUUUCCAGCAACAUAUUAUCAAGUUAUGUUUCUAUGAACACAUUGUCACGCUAUGUAUCUAUGAACACAUUGUCAGGCUAUGUAUCUAUGAACACAUGAUCAAGCUAUGUAUCUAUGAACACAUUGUCAAGCUAUGUUUCUAUGAACAAAUUGCCAAGCUAUGUAUCUAUGUUUAUGCUUUUUUAGAAAAGACAUAUUUCUAGUAAUGUAGUGUAACGCUAUGUUUCUACCAACACAUUGUCAAGCCAUGUACAUUCUUAAUUAGAAGUAGGAAAUCACUUUCAACCUAUGUAUAUGCUUAAUUAGAUGUAAGAAAUACUAGCAUUGUAUAAAAUCAUAUUCAUGUUUACAGAUAAUGAAAAGAUAUGUCAUUCAGUGUUUUAAAUUAUAAAUACCUGUAUAGGCUUAUGUACGUAACGCAUCAUCACAAAUAUUUAUUAUAAAAUUAACAUUAUCGUAAUUAUUCAGUAAUAAUUCAAUGAGUUAUGUUAAUCCUUAACACUUGGAUUGUCUGAAACUACCUUGAACUAGUUAAGGACCUUUUGCUAAUUCUGUGUAUGG